UUUCCCCUAGGCCGUCAUGUCUAGUGAUAUUGCAAUUGCGCAGUUCAAGUAUUUGGAAAGAUUACUUCUUGUACAUGGACAUUGGUGUUACCGGAGGAUGUCACCAAUGAUAUGCUAUUUUUUCUAUAAGAACAUCACAUUUGGAUUCACCCUAUUCUUGUAUGAGGUGUAUGCAUCAUUCUCUGGACAGCCUGCAUACAAUGACUGGUUUUUGUCUCUCUAUUGUGUCUUCUUUUCGUCACUUCCUGUAAUUGCCCUUGGGGUCCUUGACCAGGAUGUAUCUGCCAGGUACUGCCUGAAGGUAAAUUGUGUUUAUCAUCUAAGAAUGUUUGUUUCAAAUUCUCAAGCCCUUCAAAUGGCCAUUUCCAAAAUGGAGAAGGAAACUGGAAGAACAGCCGGAAGGGAUAUGCUGGGCGUGAGAAUGUAUACUUGCAUGGUUUGGGUGGUGAACUUGCAGAUGGCACUUGCUAUACGUUAUUUCACCUUGAUCCAACAUAUUUUUAUCUGGGGUUCCAUUGCAUUCUGGUAUCUUUUCCUUCUGGCAUAUGGAGCAAUGCCUCCAAAAUUUUCUACAAAUGUUUAUCAAGUCUUCAUUGAAACUCUCGCCACAUCUCCUUCCUUUUGG
This is a messenger RNA of Vigna umbellata (rice bean), 625 nucleotides long. NCBI's taxonomy places the organism in Eukaryota, Viridiplantae, Streptophyta, Magnoliopsida, Fabales, Fabaceae. The record is from RefSeq and is a predicted model, not a curated record.